UGUGCAGUGCGCGCACACAUGUGCCUCUCUCAGUGAUGUGAGAAAUCAAGAGGGACGCAUCUCUUAAGCCUCCUUGAGGUGGGAUUUCAAUUUGACGCAAAACGUAGCGCGCAUCUUCGCUCUCACAUAGGCUACUCUCCUUGCAUGUGUGUGAGUGUGCGCGCGUGUGUGCGCGUGAGCGUGUCCGCUCGCUGCAGCUCCAGCGUUGGGCAAACCCUCUCACUGCUGCACUUCAGCCAAUGUGGAACAACUCGUCCGCCUCGCAUGGCUCCUAAAGAAGCGGAUAUGCCCCAGUGCCUCGGGAGACUGACGCCUUCACUGUCUUCCUCUCCUCCGCAAAUGGUCCUCUUGGGGAGUUAUGGUCAGUAAGGAGGCAGGCCGCUGCACUCUGUCAAGCUCAGAGUCUGACUCGGAGUCUGGCGGGCCUUCGCUGGAACAGAGCGGAGCAGACUCGGUACGCAAGCGAAACAAAGCCCUGCAGGUGCGCUUUAAAGACAUCUGCGAGGCGCAGAAUGAGGCCGCCCAUCGAGGUGCCAGAAACCACUCUGUUUCCUGCAAGGUCAUCCACCGGAGGUACAUGACCAUGCCGGCACGCCGUUCCAUCCCGAAUGUCACCAAGAGCACAGGUGUGCAAACCUCACCCGACUUGAAAAAGCGCUACCAGACUUUCCCCUUCGAGCGCAAGAAGGGAAACGUCAUCAAACACACCGCUCUGGUGGAGAACUACCCGGGUCAAAACAACGGCUUUCUCAGUGACGUGAAGGGUGGGGAGCGAGCGGAAAGGUGCGACGGACGGGUGCAGCAGACCCGAGUGUUGCUCCACACUACUCCGCAGUGCAGCGACGCAAAGGACUUAUGCGCCGGGCUAGACUGCUCGGAUGGAAAACCCUGCCCUGAUCCAUUAGAUACGGUCUCUGAUCAGUCGGACUCAAGGAGAGACGCCAACAUCCCGGGGAGUGGGGCCAAGCACAAAGGAUUAUCAAGUGAGAGCGAGGCAGGGGCAGGCCAGCAGCCCAACUGUGCCUCCUCAACCACGCCGACUCAACCUCUGCAGGUCAGGGGUGACUGUUCAAAGAUUUCCGGCCCUAUUGCAUGGACGUCUUUGACACAAGUUGAAUGCCUGGAGAGUCCCUCAGGGAGCUGCAAACGCAAAAAAGACACAGCACAGCUGAACGGAUUGCAGGGGCAGUCUCAGGCUUUGCCUCAUUCGGCGAGCUGUGCUUCCCAGGCCCACAUACAUGCCCACUGUCACAGUAGCCAAAAGUCUGGCACCACAGAGACCAGGCAGGGCACAAGGGGGCAGAUGAUUGCUCUCCCCGGGGCCGAUGGUAAUGUGAAAGCCAGGCUUCAAGCCAUGGAGGCUCUGAUCAGCUCCAGUCAAGAAACCAUCAAAGUGCUGCUGGGGGUCAUUCAGGAACUGGAAAGAGGAGAAGCACAGCGAGAGGGACUGUCAUAUCGAACUGGGCAGGACACAUCCAACUGUGACACGUGUCGUAACAGUGCCUGCAUCAUCUACAGUGUGGAACUAGAUUUUAAACUUCAAGAGGACAAACUGCAGCCCUUAAUGAAGAGACUGUGUCCUUUAGAAGAGCCGUGCUACCCGUCUCUGCCUUACACACACGAGGUGUUCACCUCCACACCCAAACGCAAGUCCAAGACUGAGACCAAGAAGCACGCUCGAUGGAAACUCUGGUUCCUCUAACAUAUGGAUUCAGGGAACCUUAAACCAUCAGGCCACCACAACGAGCAAAUUCUAGUGGAAUUCUGCUUCACUAAAUGGAUAAACAUGGAGAAAUGUUCACUGCUAGCCACCGUUUUGGAACAUGCAUCAUGGGAUCCAUCGAGUGACUGGAUUUUCAUAAGGAAUAACAGUUGUUUUCUAAUCAUGACCCUCUGAUAAACCCUCUGAGUUUGGGAACUGCUGAAUUCACCUGAUCUCACGUUUUCCAAAGGGAUUACACAAUGAUCCUUUGGUUUAGACAAGUUAGCAAGGUAAGAGAGCAGGGAUGUUUGUACUGUAGAUGUGUGUGUGUGUGUGUGUGUAUUGUUUCCCAUGUUUAACUCUGAUCUUUCUCUCUCCUUUCUACAUUUAUCCUGUUGUAUUUAGGGAACCUGCAGAGGCGACAAG
Messenger RNA from Rhinichthys klamathensis goyatoka, 2128 nucleotides. It is a transcript of the gene insyn2ab, whose product is annotated as inhibitory synaptic factor 2Ab. The coding region runs from base 359 to 1702 and encodes 447 amino acids. NCBI's taxonomy places the organism in Eukaryota, Metazoa, Chordata, Actinopteri, Cypriniformes, Leuciscidae. The transcript has 4 exons. The record is from RefSeq and is a predicted model, not a curated record. Gene Ontology annotation, cellular component: postsynaptic density. Gene Ontology annotation, biological process: inhibitory postsynaptic potential.